Fusarium verticillioides 7600 is the source of this 874-nucleotide messenger RNA. RefSeq lists its product as hypothetical. NCBI's taxonomy places the organism in Eukaryota, Fungi, Ascomycota, Sordariomycetes, Hypocreales, Nectriaceae. Bases 189 to 701 code for a protein of 170 amino acids. The transcript has a single exon. The record is from RefSeq and is a predicted model, not a curated record.
GAUUGGGCGGCCGCGAAUUGUCUCAUUGAUCGCUUGUCGGAACAAAGCAAACAAAGAGUCCGAGAAGCUUUCCUGGUCUUGGACGUCGUUAAGCUUCACAGAAGGUACGGAACGGAAGACCAAUCAAUACAAGAGCAAAGACUGCGUAAGUCUUGGAGUAUUUGUAUCGAGGCCGGUCGCUUCUGGGGAUGGCACGGCUUUCGCCAAGAUCUUGCAAAGUACUGUUUCGGCUCUGCGGUAUUCGUCGCGAGGUACGGCGUCAUCGUGACUUGAGCGCGGCCGGCAGAGUGUUCAUCAAGGGUGGACUGGCCAUCAAGAGAGGAAACGCGAAACGUGCCGCUUCGAAGGGCACGUCGUCUCGACCAGCGUCGAUAGUGACUGACGAUGUUGAAACGCCAGACAGCCUUGUAAUGAUGUCGAAGAGCGCUGGCUUUGGAGCGAAGAUGACACGGCUUUCUUUCGGUACGAGUUCAAGCCUUCGGCGACUCUGGGUAAUGGGCAGGGGACGAAGACAGUGUCAGAAGCGAGAUAUCGUUCGAUCGAAGGAGGGUCCGCAUACAAAUAGCCUUGAGAAGCAUGGGUCAGCAGGCAGCCAUGACGAUGGUACAGACGGGCAAAAAAGGAAGGACGGGGUCACGCAAUGCAAACAAGGAGAGCGGUGCAAUCACCGAAGGGCAUGGAACAGAAGACAAGGGAGAUGAAAAGGGGCUCACAAAGGACCUGAUCAGAAUGAAAUGCUGAAGAGACAGAGUUCAAGCACAAUGGGCGCUUGAGGUCUAUGGCAGAUUUCACCAUGUGAAGCUUUUCCCAAGUGCUGAGGGAUUUUGUGGUCAGGCUAUUAGUUUCAUUUAGGAGAAUUGAAACAAUUCUGAGG